AUGCAAUCAGUUGUGGAGUUUUUCCAUGACAGUGACACUUUCUCAGAUCUGCAACAGCCCAGCUUCCAAGAUCCUUUUGUCAUCAUCAGAAUAUGUUUAAUCCACGGAAACACGGGGGUAGCGAUAGUCCUGCUCCUCAAAAAAGGCAAUGCUCGGCUACGGCAAAGGCCGGCGUUCGGGGCGGUGGGUUGCGGCCGGCUGGGCCAGGCCGAGGGCCCCGCGGAGCCGCCCCCUCGCCUCCCACUCACCCUUCGCUGCCGCGACAGCGGCUCCCAGCCGGGCACCGAGCGGACGGGCCGAGACCCCCGCGCACCCGCUGCCGCCUCCGGGGAUCGCCCCGUCAAGCGGGACGGGGGGAGCGGCGCGGCGCAGCCCAGCCCAGCCCAGCCCCUCGGCGGCGGCUGGCGGGAAGGGGAAGAGGAAAAACAGACAAAACCACGCCGGCCGCCGGAGGUGCGGCUGUGGAGGCCCGCCGGAGCUUGGAGGGGCCGGGAAGGAGCACCGUACAGCACGCUGGUGCCAUCUGACGAAGUAACUAUUAAUUACAGACAUGGUCUUCCUGUGAUAACUCUUACGCUGCCCACAAGAAGUGAACGCUGUCGGUUCACAGUUAAGCCAAUGGUGACCACCGUAGGGACAUUCCUGCAGGAUGUGCAGAGAGAAGAUAAAGGAAUUGAGAGAGCGGAAGUCUUUGCAACAGAUGGUAGCAAGGUCUCUGAUGCAACCUUGAUGGAGGUCUUGUUGAUGAAUGACUUUAAACUUGUUAUCAACAACACAGCAUACAGUGUGUCACCUCCUGUAAAAGAUAAGCUGAGUAGUGAGCAUGCUACUGAAAUGGAAGAUAUCAAAUCCUUGGUUCACAGAUUGUUUGUGGCUCUACAUUUAGAAGAUCACCAGAUGAGGAAAGAGAAAGAAUUGCUACAGAAACUGGACCAUCUGAAAGAAGAGCUGCUGCCUCUUGAACAGAUGAAAGCCAGAAUCACGGACAGUGCAGAUGCAAAGACCUCCAGGCUUCUAUGGGUUGGCUUAGCUCUGAUGUCAACACAAGGGGGAGCGUUGGCGUGGCUCACGUGGUGGGUCUACUCGUGGGACAUCAUGGAGCCGGUCACAUACUUCAUCACUUACGGGAGUGCCAUGGCUUUCUACGCCUACUUUGUUCUUACUAAACAGGACUACAUUUAUCCUGAUGCUAAAGACAGGCAAUUCCUCCACUACUUCUAUCGGAAAUCCAAAACCCAGCAUUUUAAUGUGGAACGGUAUAACAAGCUCAAAGAAGACCUAGCAGAGGCAGAAGAAUCCCUGAGGCGUCUGCGCCAACCUCUGCACUUGAGGCUUCCAAUCCAGGAAAUCAAUGACAAGGACUGACUUUGGUUUUGUAUAUAUUAGAAUUGCCCUUUAAAAGCUGAUAUAAACAUUUAGUUACUCUACAGAAACUGGGUAUUUUUGACCACUAUAUAGUUUUGAAAGUUGCAAUAAAUACCUACAAAAAUUAUUUGA
Haliaeetus leucocephalus (bald eagle) is the source of this 1497-nucleotide messenger RNA. It is a transcript of the gene MCUB, whose product is annotated as coiled-coil domain containing 109B. Lineage: Eukaryota; Metazoa; Chordata; Aves; Accipitriformes; Accipitridae. Gene Ontology annotation, molecular function: calcium channel inhibitor activity. Gene Ontology annotation, cellular component: uniplex complex; mitochondrial inner membrane. Gene Ontology annotation, biological process: calcium import into the mitochondrion; mitochondrial calcium ion homeostasis. The transcript has 10 exons. The record is from RefSeq and is a predicted model, not a curated record. Bases 1 to 1365 code for a protein of 454 amino acids.